UUGUGUCCAGAGUGCCGAUUCCUGCAGAGGAAGGAGAUGCUGCUGCGUACACAGCUCUCCUAACAACCAAUGAGCAGCGGGAUGUGCUGGAGCGCCUCGACUUUGUGUUGAGAAACAUUUCCGAGCUAAGAAGAGAAGUGAAGGAGCUACGAAACAGCCUGCAGCAGUUAGCUACAGAAAUAGUUGGCGAAGUCAGGUCCCAUCUGGAAGAAACCCAGAAAGUAACUCACCGGAGGCGGUUCCAGUUCUCUAGAGAACGAAGCGAUUCCACGGGCUCCAGUUCCAUUUAUUUCACAGCCAGCCCAGGAGCAGUCAAUACAGACGACGGAGAAAGCGAAGGAGGGUACACCACAGCCAAUGCUGAAUCUGAUUACGACCGGGAGUCUGAGAGAGAGACUGAAGAAGGGGAAGAUGAAGUGAGCUGUGAAACAGUGAGAACUGCACGCCGGGAUUCCCUGGAUCUUGUCAACGAGGAUGAAGUGAAUUUAACCUUGGAUUCCUCACUGGAGGAAGGACUGGGUCAGCUACUGCAGCAGGCUGACCGCUUGCACGACGGCGAUGAGCAGGAGAAGAGAGAGGGAUUCCAGCUGCUGCUGAACAAUAAACUGGCGUAUGCAGACCAGAAGGACUUCCUCUGGCGCCUGGCUCGAGCGCACAGUGAUAUGUGUGAAAUCACACAAGACGCAGAUGAGAAGAGAUCGUACGCAUCCGAUGGGAAAGAAGAGCUAGAAAUUGCCUUACAGAAAUGGGACCAAAGUGCUGAGUGCCAUCAAUG
Mesitornis unicolor (brown roatelo) is the source of this 775-nucleotide messenger RNA. RefSeq names its product regulator of microtubule dynamics 3 (gene RMDN3). Gene Ontology annotation, molecular function: microtubule binding. The annotation marks the transcript as partial. Lineage: Eukaryota; Metazoa; Chordata; Aves; Mesitornithiformes; Mesitornithidae. Gene Ontology annotation, cellular component: spindle microtubule; cytoplasm; mitotic spindle pole. The record is from RefSeq and is a predicted model, not a curated record. The transcript is spliced from 5 exons.